AUGGUGGUUAUGGUUGCUGUGUUAUUGUCGAUUUUUCUAGGGCUGACAGGAAUGAAACACCGUGAGGAGUUGUCUUCAAGAUACCGUAGCAUGUCUUCAUAUUAUCCCUGGAGAGCAUACCUUCCUACCCUACCCGAAUCCAUAAGCUCGUCGUUCAAGACACCCUCGAACUUGACGCUACAGAUUGAAAACGGCCAAAUCGACCAUGUACCGGCAAAACUUAAAAAAACGACGCCCAACUUCCACCUCAUCAUGCAGGUCGAGUACGAUUCACACAACUUUUGCAAAUCGACGCUGUCUGCCAUGUUGCUCAACUAUCCUCCACCGACUAUGGUGCAGUUAAAUUCUGGUUAUGCGACGAGUGAAAAACGACACGAGGCGAUUCUCAAUGACACGCUGCAUUACCUGAGCAACACGAAGUUGGUCAAAGACAAGGAUUUGGUGCUGAUGGUUGAUGCGCAGCAGACAUGGUUCCAGCUUCCAAGCGAUGUGAUGAUUAAGCAGUACAAGCAGUUACUUGAAGAUAGCAAUUUACGGUUGUUGAAGAGAUAUGGAACUGACGAGAACGGGGUUCAGAAGUUCAACCAGACCAUUGUAUUCGGAGCAGAGAAGAUGUGCGAGGGAGAUGACAAGGCGUGCAAAUAUGUGCCACUGUCGCCAUCUCCCGACAACUUGUACACUACUGAGACUGGCCGGCUGAUUUCAGACACGCCCGCCAAAUUUAUCAACGCCAGGAUGGUCAUGGGUCCGGCAAGAGAUUUGAGAGAGUUGUAUGAGGCUGCACAGAAGAAGUUUCUGGAUCGCAAGAGUCAGUCGCCGACCAUUCAGUCCGUGUUUGCUACACUAUUUGCAGAGCAACAGUUGAGUCGCGAUGCCGUCGAGGUAGAAACCAUAUCUGUCGGCGCAAAAUUCAGAAACUUCUUCGACGGCGGAUCCAGGAAAUCAGCAGCUAGACACAGACUAAAACAAGCAAAGCUUGAGCUCGAACUCUCCAAUUUCACGAGACAGGAAUUCUCCAUUGGCCUCGACUACGCCCACACCCUCUUCCAGCCCCUCCUCUACACCACCCCAGACGAACUCAUCCCCAUCGUCCACAGUAAAAAUAACAACCUGACCGCCUACACCGACUUCAACCGCGACCCAUCACAUCUCUCCCCUCCAGCCGCCCUUGACAACGCAAACACACCCUUCUCGCGUCCAGACCCCGCAAAAACCAGUCUCUCCCCGCACACCCAUUCCACACAUAUUAAAAACCUCGAGUACGACCCAAACAUCGACACCUUACCCGACCGCAACGUCCGUUGGACCGACGUCCCCUUGAUCCAAAACACCUACACAGGCGCUAUCCCCGCUGCCCUAUCUGCACAGUUACCUCGCGAACCCAACCUCGCACCCUCGAAGAUAACGUGGGAUUCGCUUUGGUACGCAAAGUACAGACGCGCGUUACUCCGCGUGUACUUCCGCGCGCCGCAGUCUGCAGUCGGAUACCAUGAGUCUGCCGUGGGCGGGGAUCGCAUGUGGGAUGCGCGCGGGGGACGCGGUGGGGUGUGGACGGCGGUGGAGCAGAGCUGGUUUCCUUGGGGCGAGGCGGAUGGGGUGUGUGGAGCGGUGGUGGAUAUGAAGGGCGUAUUUGAUGAUGGGAAGGGGGUGUGGUUGCAUGAAGGGGAGGCGGAUGGGGAGGCGAAGAGGGCGGGACUUAUGAUGAAGGUGAGGUUGAGUGGGUCGGUACAUAGUAGAGGAUGGGUUGGGUAG
Molecule: messenger RNA, 1752 nt
Organism: Bipolaris oryzae ATCC 44560
Lineage: Eukaryota; Fungi; Ascomycota; Dothideomycetes; Pleosporales; Pleosporaceae
Exons: 2
Coding region: 1-1752 (583 amino acids)
Source: RefSeq, a predicted model, not a curated record